Necator americanus (New World hookworm) is the source of this 618-nucleotide messenger RNA. RefSeq lists its product as uncharacterized. The transcript has a single exon. The coding region runs from base 1 to 618 and encodes 205 amino acids. The record is from RefSeq and is a predicted model, not a curated record. Lineage: Eukaryota; Metazoa; Nematoda; Chromadorea; Rhabditida; Ancylostomatidae.
AUGAAAAGAUGUUCCCUUGUCCUCAACACUGUCAAUGGGGUAGCUGUCGGUGAAGCAACCCUUCCAAUUUGGAAGGAACACUUCAAGACCUUGCUGAACCGGCUAGCACCGUCAGCCCCUGAACUCGAACACGUCCAUAGACCGACAUACGCGGUUAACGAGGAGCCACCGACCGUGUCGGAGGUCCUGGUCUGUAUUCAAAAAAUGAAGAAUGGAAAAUCUGGUGCAGACGAAGGGAUUAGCGCAGAAAUGCUAAAGUAUCUUCCUCCGUCUGGGAUUCGUGAGAUGACAAAGAUCAUCCGUUCAAUAUGGAUAGACGAAAGGAUACCUGAUUCGUGGAGACACGCUAUCAUAAUUCCCCUCCACAAGAAGUUAUCCGUCACGGACCCCAGGAAUUAUCGAGGAAUCUCUUUAUUAUCGUGUUAUUUGUGUUACAAGGUAUUGGAGCGCAUUAUCCUGGACCGACUCAUUAAACAUCGCGAAGAAACAACGCGCGACGAGCAAGCUGGCUUUCGUCCUGGCCGAUCUACGAUUGACCAGGUGUAUCAUCGUCCGGAGAGUGAUCGAAAUCUGGCAGCGGUAUUCGAAGCCAAUGCAACUAGCGUUUCUGGACUUUGA